UUUGUGUCCGUACCCAAUCUUGUGCAAACUAGUCCAUCUACCUUCUGUCGCAUUAAUCUAGUCAGUCAAUGAAGUGAACGUACAAGUUACAAGUAAGUCAAGAUUUAAAUGAUGGGUCCUGUUUUAAUGAACAAAGGAAAAAAAAAAGACUUGCCAAUGUGUUUUGAACUUAUGAUCAGAAUUUCUGGCUUCUUCCAACACUAUAAAGUAUCAACCAGUAUUACUGUAUUAGUACAACCAACUUUAAAAAUGAAUGUAAAUAGGUAUUUAGAAUUAACAUGAAAAAGGCCAAUUUCACAAGCUAAGGCCCUUUUACUUCCAUUAUAGUUUCCCAACUGUAUUACCCUUGUGCAUUUAUUGCCAGCAAAAGACAUCCACAUGCUCUACCUUACUUUAAACAUCAGUUUAUCUCUCUGAAUUUGCUGCACAUUUAGCAACUUAGUUUUGGUAAUGGAGGAAAUAACUCAAAGUAUGGACCAAGAUGUCCAAGAACCAUCCAACAGUUCAACAACUAACUCAGAAAAAGUGUCUUUUUUUGGGUUAUUUGCUGCAGCUGAUACAUUGGACUACUUCUUGAUGUUUUUUGGUGGCGUUGCAGCUUGUGUUCAUGGUGCUGUGCUACCUGUUUUCUUUGUGCUGUUCGGCCGUAUGAUUGAUUCUCUUGGAAAAUUAGGAGCAGAUCCUAAUGCAAUGUCUGACCGUGUUUCGCAGCUUUCUUUGUACAUGAUUUAUCUCGGAUUGAUAACGUUUUUGAGUUCGUGGCUAGGAGUGGCAUUUUGGAUGCAAACAGGAGAAAGACAAACAGCGCGCUUGCGUUUGAAAUAUCUUGAGGCUGUUCUAAAACAGGAUAUAAAUUUUUUUGACACUGAAGCCCAGAACAAAAACUUAGUCUUCCACAUUACUAGUGAUGCAAUACUAGUACAGGAUGCCAUAGGUGAAAAGAUAGGACAUAGCUUGCGCUACCUUUCUCAAUUUGUUGUGGGUUUCAUAGUAGGCUCCUUGUCAGUAUGGAAGCUUGCACUUCUCACCUUGGCUGCUGUUCCUUUACUUGCUAUUGCUGGAGGAGUUUACACUGUCAUUAUGUCUACUUUAUCACAAAAGGCAGAAGCAGCUUAUGCUGAAUCUGGCAAGGUUGCUGAAGAGGUGUUUUCACAAGUUCGUACAGUUCAUUCAUUUGUGGGAGAAACAAGAGCAGUGGAACAAUACGCUAGAUCACUUCAGAAAGCACUUGAUUUCGGGAAGAAGAGUGGGCUUGCAAAAGGUCUUGGUAUUGGAUUCACUUAUGGACUUCUGUUAUGUACAUGGUCUUUACUUCUAUGGUAUGCCAGCAUACUUAUCAGACAUCGUCAAACUAAUGGAGGCAAAGCCUUUACAACAAUUCUGAACAUCAUCUUCAGUGGAUUUGCACUUGGUCAAGCUGCUCCAAGUAUCGCUGCUGUAGCUAAAGCUCAGGCUGCUGCUGCAAAUAUAAUUAACAUGAUUAAAACUGAUAGUAGCUCCUCUAAAAGAUUUGCUUCUGGAAUUACAUUACCGAAGAUUGUUGGGGAAAUUGAGUUCCGUGAGGUCUGCUUUUCUUACCCUUCACGGUCUAAAAUGAUCUUUGAAGGUCUGAGUUUCUCAGUUUCAGCUGGAAAGAGUUUUGCUGUCGUAGGUCCUAGUGGCUCAGGAAAAAGCACAAUUAUUUCCUUGGUUCAACGCUUCUAUGACCCUUCCUCAGGACAUAUACUGUUGGAUGGGCAUGAUGUACAAAGUCUGCAGCUAAAAUGGUUGAGAGAACAGAUGGGAUUGGUUAAUCAAGAACCAGUAUUGUUCGCUGCAACCAUAGCAGAGAACAUAUUAUAUGGUAAAGAAGAAGCCGGUAUCCAGCAAGUUGUGGAAGCUGCCAAAGCUGCAAAUGCACAUUCUUUUAUCCAGUCUUUACCUGAUGGUUAUCAUACUCAGGUGGGACAAGGAGGAACUCAACUUUCUGGUGGACAAAAACAACGAAUCGCUAUAGCAAGAGCUGUGAUACGAAAUCCAAAGAUAUUACUCCUGGAUGAAGCCACAAGUGCUCUUGAUUCUGAGUCAGAGCAUGUUGUUCAGAAAGCACUAGAGGAGAUCAUGUCAGAACGAACAACAAUUGUAGUUGCUCAUAGAUUAUCCACUAUUCGAGAUGUUGAUCAAAUUAUUGUUCUCAAGAAUGGAAGUGUAGUCGAAUUAGGAACUCACGAAAAAUUAAUCUCAAAAGGGGGAGAGUAUGCAGCAUUAGCCAGACUACAAGUUUCAGAAAACAACUUGGAUAAAACCGAAAAAAUCAAUGAGCAAAGUUCACAAACCUUGAGCUAUUCUGAGUACAACAAGAACGUUCAUCCCUUGGAAGACCCAAAAUCAAUGGAAGACCCAAAAUCAACUUCUGCUAGAGAGCAGGAACUAAGUAAUUACAAUGAAGAUCCAAUCAUUACAUAUCCUAAGCCAUCCAUUAAGGAGCUUAUUAAGUUAAAUGCUUCAGAGUUUCCCAAUGCAGUUCUAGGGUCUGUUGGGGCCGCUUUGGUCGGAAUUCAAGCUCCUUUAUUUGCCUUUGGUAUCUCAUAUAUGUUAACGGCCUUCUAUUCUAAUGAUGACUCCAAGAUCAAGCAUGAAGUUCGAAUAACUUCAUUUGCUUUCCUUGGGGUUGCACUCAUUACUAUUCCGAUAUAUCUAAUGCAGCACUACUUCUAUACUUUAAUGGGAGAACGAGUCACCACUCGUAUUCGCAAGCUGAUGUUUUCAGCUAUGUUGUCAAAUGAAAUUGGGUGGUUUGACAUAGAAGAAAAUAGUGUUGGUUCAUUGACAUCAAAGCUAGCAGCCGAUGCAACACUUGUUAGGACAACUCUUGUUGAUCGACUAUCAACAAUUGUGCAGAAUAUGUCACUCAUUGCAGCAUCAUUUCUCAUUGCAUUCAAGUUAAGCUGGCGCCUUGCAGCUGUCACUGUUGCCAUGUUUCCCCUGAUGAUUGCCUCCUCCAUAGCCGAGCAAUAUUUCCUGAAAGGCUUUGGUGGGGAUUACUCUAAAGAGUACUAUCGCGCUAAUGCUUUGGCUGGAGAAGCGAUCUCAAACAUCAGAACAGUUGCUGCAUUUGGAGUUGAAGAGCAAAUCUCAAAGCAAUUUUCUAUGCACUUGAACAAGCCAAAUAAACAAGCUGUUCUACGAGGCCACAUAUCAGGUUUAGGGUACGGCACAUCAUUACUCCUUGCAUUCAGUUCAUAUGGGUUAACCCUUUGGUAUGCUUCUGUUCUGCUAAAACAUGGAGAAAGCAACUUUGGUGAAAUUAUAAAGUCCUUCAUGGUCUUAAUUACUGCGGCCUUUUCAAUAGCUGAAGCACUUGCUCUUACACCCGUAAUAAUGAAGGGAUCGGAUGUACUAGGAUCAAUAUUUCUCAUCCUCAAAAGGAAAAUAGCUAUCGACUCUGAUGAUCCCAAAUCAACUAAGGUAACAGAGAUUAGAGGAGAUAUAGAAUUCAGAAAUGUCAGUUUUAAGUACCCAACAAGACCUGAAAUACUUGUUCUCAACGACUUCAGCCUGAAGGUUCCUGCAGGAAAGAGUAUAGCAGUUGUGGGUCAGAGUGGAUCAGGAAAGAGCACCUUGGUAUCCCUUGUGAUGAGAUUCUAUGAUCCAUCUUCUGGCUCAAUUUUGAUAGACGGGAUUGACAUCAGAAACUUGAAUCUGAAGUCUCUCCGGCGUAUGAUAGGAUUAGUACAGCAAGAGCCAGCAUUGUUCUCCACCACAAUAUAUGAGAAUAUACGCUAUGGUAACGAGGAGGCAACAGAAAUCGAAAUAAUGAAGGCUGCCAAAGCAGCAAACGCUCAUGGGUUUAUAAGCAGAAUGCCAGAUGGAUAUGAUACUCGAGUGGGAGAAAAAGGGUCCCAGUUAUCAGGGGGUCAGAAACAAAGGGUGGCAAUUGCUCGGGCAAUACUAAAAGAUCCAUCCAUCCUGCUUUUAGAUGAAGCAACAAGCGCGCUUGACACUUCAUCAGAAAAGCUCGUCCAGGAUGCCCUUGAAAAACUCAUGCAAGGUCGAACUACAAUUAUAGUGGCUCACAGACUCUCAACUAUACGUGAUGCAGAUAAUAUCGCAGUCAUGAGCCAAGGAAAAGUAUGUGAACUUGGAAGCCAUGAAGAGCUUGUUAGCAUUCAUGGAGGUAUCUAUGCUCAAUUGGUUGAUUUACAACAGAGAAAAUCCAAUCCUUCUGUAGAUUAAGAAUUUAGUCAAUGUUACCUUUUGAAUCGAGUAUCCCUCAACUGUGACCGAAAGUUUUCCACAUUCUUGGGCACUAAAAGUCAUCCCACCAGAUGGACCUCAUACUGAAAUGAGAAUAAAAAGUAAGUCAAAUAAAAGGAAGAAAGUCAGUUCUAUUCAACCAUGAAAUGUUCAAGGACUAUCAAAACAAACUAAAAAAAAUCUGUUAAGAGUUCCUUAUUUUGUCAGAAAUUCCUUAUUAUAAAUUUGUUUUGUACAAAAACAGGUGAGCUACAGAAUAAUGUUGAACUUAAAUGUAUAUGUUGUCAUGUUGUGCAAUGAUAAUUACCUAUAAAAAAAACAUACUGUACA
Molecule: messenger RNA, 4566 nt
Organism: Chenopodium quinoa (quinoa)
Lineage: Eukaryota; Viridiplantae; Streptophyta; Magnoliopsida; Caryophyllales; Amaranthaceae
Product: ABC transporter B family member 13-like
Exons: 10
Coding region: 451-4215 (1254 amino acids)
Biological process (GO): transmembrane transport
Cellular component (GO): membrane
Molecular function (GO): ABC-type transporter activity; ATP hydrolysis activity; ATP binding
Source: RefSeq, a predicted model, not a curated record